Messenger RNA from Coniosporium apollinis CBS 100218, 1863 nucleotides. RefSeq lists its product as uncharacterized. The coding region runs from base 1 to 1863 and encodes 620 amino acids. The record is from RefSeq and is a predicted model, not a curated record. Gene Ontology annotation, biological process: translesion synthesis. NCBI's taxonomy places the organism in Eukaryota, Fungi, Ascomycota, Dothideomycetes. The transcript is spliced from 4 exons. Gene Ontology annotation, molecular function: DNA-directed DNA polymerase activity; damaged DNA binding.
AUGGAAGCCAGCCGGCGCAGUUGGGCGCCGAAGCGGAGGGAUGACAGGAUCAUCAUACAUUUCGACUACGACUGUUUCUACGCGGCGGUCUUCGAAGCUGAAAAUCCUGCGCUCAGAUCGCUUCCGCUGGCUGUGCAACAGAAGCAUAUCAUAGUCACAUGCAACUACGAGGCUCGUCGACGGGGCUUGCAUAAGCUGCAGCCCAUAAAUGAGGCGAAGAAGCUUUGCCCGGACGUCGUUAUCGUCCUCGGCGAAGACCUCACCCGCUUCCGGAAUGCAUCCCGAGAGCUGUAUAAUUUCAUCCGGCAGUUCUCCUGGAACAACAAGGCAGAGAGGCUCGGAUUUGAUGAGGUAUUUUUGGAUGUAACGGAUGUCAUCCGCUACAAUAUCGAGCUGCUUAAUGCCAAUGACUUGGCCAACUCAUUCUUUUGUCUCUCCCAGAAUGAUCCUACGCUAGGCUUUCCAUACAACGCCGCUGAACUGGCUGGACACGCUUCCCCUGCAUCAACCGCGUGCCAGGUCAUACUGAAUGGCAUUGACCCGGACAGCUUACUCAUACGUCUGCAUCUCGGAUCCCACCUAGCGCGGCAUCUGCGCACCCAGUUGGAGGAGCACAAAGGUUACACAGCCACCAUCGGUAUUUCGACGUCGAAACUAUUAUCCAAGCUCGUAGGUAACUUAAACAAGCCCAACGGGCAGACUACGCUUCUACCUCCGUACGAAGCGCCUGAAGGUGGGACUGGCAAUGCCACAGCCUUCAUUGACGGCCAUGAGAUCGGAAAGAUCCCUGGGGUUGGCUGCAAGAUAGCCCAAAAGCUGCGUGAACAUAUCCUUCAGAGACCGGCUGAGAUUGAUUCUGGGCUGGUCUACGGGGGCACGAAAGAGAAGGUCACUGUUAGGGACGUAAGAACUCAUCCCACUAUAAACCUGGAGAUGCUGGACCGAUUGCUGGGUGGACCAGGCUCACACCGCGGCACCGGUGUCAGAGUCUGGCAACUGAUACAUGCGGUUGACGACACGGAGGUAGGCCAAGCUAAGGAGGUGCCAAGUCAGAUCAGCAUAGAAGACAGCUACAUCCGACUCGACACGAUCGAAGAAGUGCUAAAAGAGCUGCGAAAGCUUGCAAAAAGCCUGAUCAAGAGGGUGCAUCUCGAUCUUCUCGAAGAGAGCGACGAUGACACGGGCAUUCCGCCUGUAGCUGAGCAUUCCAAAGGAAGCACAAGCCUUGGCCUCCGAAGAUGGAUCGCUCAUCCGAAAACGCUGCGCCUCUCAACCAGGCCCCGUCCACCUCUGAACCCCGACGGGACACGUGCCCGAAGCUUUAACCGCAUCUCGCGCUCAGCACCACUGCCUACCUUCAUCUUCGGUCUCAGCGAAAGCAUUGACGCGCUUACAGAGAGGCUGAUAAGCGAAGCGCUGCUGCCUAUGUUUCGGAAGCUGCACCCGGACAGAAGCGGCUGGGAUCUAAGCCUCGUCAAUGUGGCUGUGACGAACAUGGCGGAUGCAGCUGGCGACAGCAAAACAGCUACCGGAAGAGACAUCAGCAGCAUGCUCAGAAAGCAGGCUGAUGUCUUGAAGGAGUGGAGAGUUGAGGAUCGACCUGUGCCUCCCGAUGCACCAGCCGAGGUCUUUGGUAAGAACACAUCCAUGCCCGCUUCAUCCAGGCCAGAUGAUGAGCGGAAGGGCUCAGAGGACAUGCUCGUUCCGUCACAGGAUAGCCGCAACGGUUUCGAAGGAGCCGUUUGGGACUUGGAAGACGGGGCUGAAGAGCAGGUGUCCGCCCUCGCAUGCGAAAUCUGUGGAGCAAUUAUGCCGGCAUUUGCUAUGCUAGCUCAUCAGCGUUUCCACGAGCUGGGGGAUUAG